This is a messenger RNA of Musca domestica (house fly), 1812 nucleotides long. RefSeq lists its product as uncharacterized. The transcript is spliced from 2 exons. Bases 253 to 1644 code for a protein of 463 amino acids. Gene Ontology annotation, cellular component: extracellular matrix. The record is from RefSeq and is a predicted model, not a curated record. NCBI's taxonomy places the organism in Eukaryota, Metazoa, Arthropoda, Insecta, Diptera, Muscidae.
CACAACCCAAUUGUCAGUUGUCAUCGCAACAAAACAAAAACUCCUAAUAAACGAAACCAGCAGUUAGCUGUCAGCGCCUUUAAACGGGAUAUAACGCACAGUACAAACGGACAAAAAAAAAGGAACCACCACCACCCAUUGUGUGUUCUCGUACUUUUUUUUCUUCGAACGAAAAAGCAAAUAUUGAAAGCGCGUGUUUGAUUUAAUUAAAAUAAAGUGAAACUGCAAAAAAAAAAAAAAAACAAUUAAAAAAUGGCAUACAAAUUCGUUACACUUGUCGGUCUCUUGGCUUUGACCGGUUCCUGUAUGGCCGGUGUGGCCUAUUCUCCCUUUGUGAGAACUUAUGCUGCCGCUCCCGCCGCCGUUGUGGCUGCCAAAACUGUUGCUGUAGCUCCCGUUGCUGUGGCUAAAGCUGAAGAAGUCGAUCCUCAUCCUCAAUAUGAUUUCUCUUAUGGUGUCCAUGAUUCGGUCAGUGGUGACAUUAAAUCCCAGGUUGAGAGCCGUGAUGGUGGUAAUGUAGCCGGUUCUUACAGCGUUGUUGAUGCCGAUGGUUUCAAGCGCACCGUGACCUAUACCGCUGAUGAUGUCAAUGGUUUCAAUGCUGUUGUGACCCGUGAACCCAUUGUAAAGGCUGUUGCUCCCCUCGUCCAUGCUGCCCCAGUUGUAAAGACUGUUGCUCCUGUCGUACAUGCUGCUCCUUUGGUACAUGCCGCCCCUGUGGUGAAGACUGUUGCCACUUAUGCUGCUGCCGCCCCAGUUGUUCACGCCGCUCCAGUUGUUAAGACUGUUGCCGCCCCUGUUGUCCAUACUGCUCCCGUAGUUAAGACCACCUUUGCCGCUGCCCCUGUUGUACAUGCCGCUCCAGUCGUCAAGACCUACCAUGCUGCUGCUCCAGUUGUACAAGCCUACCAUGCUGCCCCAGUCUUCAAGACCUAUGCUGCUGCCGCUCCCGUAGUCAAAACCUAUGCCGCUGCCCCUGUUGUCCAUGCCGCUCCCGUAGUCAAAACCUACUCCGCUGCCCCAGUUGUUCAUGCUGCCCCCGUAGUAAAGACCACCUUUGCUGCUGCCCCAGUUGUCCAUGCUGCCCCUGUUGUUAAAACCUACUCUGCUGCCCCAGUUGUCCAUGCCGCCCCCGUUGUCAAAACCUACUCUGCUGCCCCUGUUGCUUUCUCCGGCCCCUUGUUCCGUUCCUCUCCCAUCUUCCAACAAUACCACCAAUUUCCCUUGCAACAACAACAAACCUCUUUCUUUAGCUCCCCCGCUAAUGUAGAACAACCCCAACAACAACAACAACCCGCUGAAGGUCAACAACAACAGCAAUCCGAACAAGCUCCCGAACAAAACGCCCAAGAACCCACACCCGUCGAAUAUCCCGAACAAGACCAAUUCGCCCAACAACAAUACCCCGGCUAUCCUCAAUACGAAGUACCCCAACAACAAUUCGAACAGCAACAACAACAACCCCAAGAAAAUCACGAAGAUUCCGAAGUUGUUGAAGCCCGUUCUGCUCCCAUGGAGGAAGAACAAAAAAUGGAAGAAGCUAAAGCCGACGAAGCCGAAAACAAAGCUGAAGCCAGCACCACCACUGCUGCCCCCGCCCCCGUCACCGAAGAACAAAAGGAGGAUGAGAAGAAAUCCGCUUAAAUUUUUCCCGACUUGCCAUUAGAAAAACGGUGCUCAGCUACGCCAUAGGCGUGGCUGUCUCCUGAAGCUGAUGCCUGAUAAUGAUUGCCGUUUUGUUUAAUUACUUUAGGUAUUUAAAAUUCUCAUUUUUUGGAAUUAUGUAGUUGUUAACAUUGAAUAAAAAAAAAU